CGUAAGUUGUAACGGCUCACCAUCUAAUAUGUAACGAUUAAGCUUCCACUUUUACCUCCUUUUUCUCUCCUUAAAUUCUCCAACUACGUUCCCUCACUGAAACCAUCAACAAUAUUCUCUUUAUUUCUCUGCUCUCUUUACAAUCUGAACUUAGACAGACAGUUUUGUUUUUCUCUCCUUUAAAUAAAAUCCAGUGCUUCAUAUAGUCCCCUAUGGCUAAAGCAAUUCUCACAAUUUUCUUCCUGCUCGUGUCCUGCUCUUCAGCGCCGAUUCUAACGUUAGUGGAUGGGCAGAAGACUUGGUGUGUGGCUAAACCUUCAUCAGAUAAUGCAAUCCUUCAGCAAAAUAUAAAUUUUGCUUGUUCUAAUGUGGACUGCCGCAGUAUAUUCCAGGAAGGUUGCCCUUGCUUUUCCCCAAACAAUUUGAUGAACCAUGCUUCUAUUGCCAUGAACCUUUAUUACCAAACUAAAGGAAGGAACCCUUGGAAUUGCCACUUUGGUAAUUCUGCCCUCGUUGUCAUGACCGAUCCAAGUUAUGGCAGCUGCACCUAUGAGUGAAGUCAUGGUUCGGAGGAGCAACUCAUGAGGAGACUAUCCUAAUUUUCUUUAUAUUUCUUGUUUACCUUUUUUUUUUUUAAAGGAGGGGUUUGAUCAUGUUAAGUUAGCAUAUUAACAUGCACUAUGUAGUCAUUUAAUUUAUAGCUGUCAAUUUUUUCAUAUUAUGAUUACCAUUUCGUUCUAGUUUUGUAUGCUUUCCGUCAUGUUUGGCAAUUGACAUCUUUCUUUCUUCUUUGGGCCCUGACUAUUGAUAGUGGGGACGAUGCAAGAAAUAGAGGAGAAAUAUAUGGACCGAAUGGUUUAGGUAGGAGGUCCGAUCGCACUCUCUAAAAUUGUUGGCGGGUGCGCGCCGAAUCCUUCAAAAAUAGUAUUUUUUUAGAUGAUCCGACAUGAUUGCAACUGUAUUUUGGAGAGUCCGGCAACG
Nicotiana tabacum (common tobacco) is the source of this 981-nucleotide messenger RNA. RefSeq names its product major pollen allergen Ole e 10-like. Lineage: Eukaryota; Viridiplantae; Streptophyta; Magnoliopsida; Solanales; Solanaceae. The record is from RefSeq and is a predicted model, not a curated record.